Messenger RNA from Danaus chrysippus (African queen), 429 nucleotides. Lineage: Eukaryota; Metazoa; Arthropoda; Insecta; Lepidoptera; Nymphalidae. The record is from the annotation of a GenBank genome assembly.
CUGUGGGAGGACGUCUCAAAGUUUGCGCGGGGUGGUCACGACACCCCGCGAGUGCUCGUGUCAUACUUUUGCGGAGGAUACUUUAUCAUCAAGAGGAGCUGGGAACAGGAGCAAGCGAGAGUGGCAGCUUUGUUAGAAGAAAUAAUAUCGGAUAACGAAGAUAAUGUUGCAGUGGAAAGUGAUGCCAGCUUGGAUGAAGAUUUUAUUCAAGAAUCUGAUCAUGAUUCUUUAUCUAAAUGGCACAGAGUCAAGGGUCGUACUGCAAUUAGAACCCGCGCUCACAAUAUAAUUACUGAAGCUCCCCUUCCCAAAGGUCACCUUGAUAGAAGAUUUUCACAACCAGGGUUACCGAAAGCACUCAAGAGGAUGUUGAAUGCUACUGGAUCAAGCACCGAAGGAAUGUCGCCAAAAAAAAGCAGCGCUGUAUAG